UUUCCAAAGUCAUCCUCUGUAGCCUCUUCACUGAAUGUCCUUAUAUUCAUGGUAGAUGAUGUGGUAUAAGGUCACGGUGCCUAGGGAUUAGAAAAAAAUAGUGAAUAGUGAAACUGGACGCUAUAGACUAAAUGGAUUAGUAAUAGCAGCCAACGACGGUAGAAGGAUGAGUGGCGUUGGCGAUACAAGUAUUCAGCAGAAGAGAUGGUGGUUGGUUGGCGAUGAAUGAAGAAAAUAAAGAUUAGGGAGCUAGGGUUAGGGGUUGAAUGAUGAAAAAGAUGUAUUUUUAGUAAGGUAAGAUGUGUACCAAACAGAUUAUAAGAUUUGAAAUUCAUUAAUAUGCACUAAGAUGAGGGGAUUUGUUAUAUAGAAUUACCACUUUCUUUGUCCUGCGACCACCAGAAUUAUGAGGUCCAUCGAGUAAAGAUACGGGUAUGGUACGGCCAAAACUAGCCGUCUAAGGGAAGAGCAGUUUGGAAUUUCAGCCUAAAAACCAUGGCCUCUGUUCCACAGCCUUCGUGGUUUUAUUAUUAUACUAAUACCCUAUCAGUAAGACCCACCAACACCAACACCAACACCAAAGCAAACCCCUCCAGAAACUGCACAUUCAAGGCCCUCAAAGCCUCGUCAUCCUCUUCCAAUGCUGAAUCUUCACUACCAAAACCCAAACCCAAUUCUUCAUAUUCACCAGAAAAGUCAUCCCAAGCGGAACCUAGCAAAACCCACGACCCAGUGAAGCUCGCAUUUGCCAAAGCUACGGCCUACAAGAAAUCGAACCCAACUCCCAACGUUAUUAUUGUUCAAAAUCAAAACCCACUUUCACUUUCGGAAUCUGAUGAAACUGGAAUUACAAAUGAGCUUGCCUGUAACGAGAUGGAGAAAGAAAAUGAGAAAAACAAUGAAAUCAUUGCAGGUAGCAGCAGUGGAAUUGCUGACAAGAGUGAAGCAUUAUUUUCAGAAUGUGCUAAAUUAGAUACUAAAAAUGAUGGGUCACCGUCGGAAGUUACUAUUGGUGGCAAUCAGGAGGUCCCGGCUUCUGUUAAACUGGGAAUGGAGAAAGCAAAAGAGUAUCUGAAGAACAAAGGAGUAAUGGGAAGUAGUAAAAGUGUGGAGGAAAGUCAAACGAAUUCAGGAUUGAAGGGAGGAAAUGCAUUAUUUGAUAAGAUGGUCGCUACGAAGGAAGAACGAAAGAUUUCAAGCAUUGAUUUUAUGGGGCUUGACUUUGGGGAAAAGAAGAAGAGCAGGGGUCUUCCAGCUGGGUUGGUUCCAGUGGCAGAUUCAUUCCCAGAAAGAGAUUUGCGUGAUGUAGAAAUACUUGUUGGGGACACUAGCAACUUUGGAAAUGCUACAGUGUCAAAGCCAAGUUCAACCGAGGAAGACCAGUCAGAUAUAUACAAGCCAAAGAUUUCGACAUGGGGGGUUUUCCCUAGACCUAGCAACAUUUCAAAAACUUUUGGUGGCGGAAGAGUUAUUCGCCCUGGGGAGGUGCUGGAAACAUCAGAAAAUAAAUCUGCUAAAGAGGAGCAUACAAGAGAACUUCUUGCUGCAUACAAGAGCAAAGUUGGAUUAAGCAUUGAUCCGAAGUUAAAAUCUGAAUGCAAGAAGGUAUAUGGUUGCCUUUCACACCAUGUAUUUUUAUGUAAGAUAGAGGUCCAAUAUCUUUGUAACAACUGCUGGAUAUUUGCAUGCUCUACAUUAAAGAUGCUUCUUAGAGUUUCACCUCUGCUGGCAUUGUUUACUACUAUCUACCAGAAGGGGGGAAAAAAAAAAGAAGAGAGUGAACUUCAUGGGUUGGCUGCUUUGCAGUGGUCUAUUUGUCAAGACUCACUCAGUAGGCCCAAUGAGGCUCGAGUCAUGUAUGAGAAGCUUCAGUCCCACCCAAAUGUUAAAGUGAGCAAGAAAGCAAAGCAAUUCUUAUUUGCUUUCCAGGCCAUGGAAAUGAUGAAAAUGAAGAGCACAACUCUUUCUCCAAUAAACACCGGUUACCAAGAUUAUUUUGAAGCAUUUAUUGAAGAUAAAGCCAACCACGGUUUGAAAGAUGCUGAAGUUGAAGAAAGUGCACUGAAUCAAGCCCUCCCAUAUAUUAUUUUUCUUGCUUCUCCUAUCUUAGUUGUACUACUUGUUGCUGCUGUUCAGAAGGGGAUAUAAUUCUGAAAUUUUACACUCAAAGAGGACCCAUGCAUUUUACAGUUUUGUUUUUUCCCCUUCAAAUGUAUAUUGGCUCCAAUUAUCCCUAUUCCUCUUGUAACACAACAUUCUUUAUCAACUAGCAGAUUGAAUGAAUACAUAGUAGCUCCUCUAUGCAUAAUGUGGAGCAGCUAUAAGACAUACAUGA
Messenger RNA from Camellia sinensis, 2335 nucleotides. The record is from RefSeq and is a predicted model, not a curated record. NCBI's taxonomy places the organism in Eukaryota, Viridiplantae, Streptophyta, Magnoliopsida, Ericales, Theaceae.